GUCGAGCCGGAGUCGAGAUUACCGACCGGCCCUCCCUCGCAUUUCUCAUCGGCCUCUUCCCCCUUCGUUCACUCCCUCUCGCUCGCCUCCAGCAUCGCCGGCCGAGAUCAAGAUGGGCUCCGACACCAAGACCGCCGCCGCCGCCAACGAACCUGUCGCCAUCUACCGAUGGGACAACAUCGACUGGCUCCAUACGCCUCUGCUGAUUAGCACGCCUCUGCUGGCGCUCUACGGCCUGGCGACUAUCCCCAUGCUGUGGCAGACGGCUGUCUGGUCGGUCAUCUACUACUACAUCACUGGCCUGGGCAUCACUGCUGGCUACCAUCGCUACUGGGCCCAUCGCUCCUAUGAUGCCUCGCUGCCCUUCCAGCUCUUCCUCUCCUUUGCCGGCGCCGGUGCCUUCGAGGGCUCCAUCCGCUGGUGGUCCCGUGGCCACCGCGCCCAUCACCGAUACACCGACACCUCCAAGGACCCUUACAACUCCCGCAAGGGCCUCCUGUGGUCUCACAUCGGUUGGAUGAUCAUGAAGCAGGAUUCGAGCUGUGUGGGUCGGGUCGACAUCUCGGAUCUGAACAAGGACCCGAUUGUGAUGUGGCAGCACAAGAACUACCUCCCCUUUGCUCUCUUUGCUGCCUUCGUCUUCCCCUCGCUCGUUGCCGGUCUCUUCUGGGGUGACUUUAUUGGCGGAUUCUUCUUUGCCGGCGUUGCCCGCCUCGUCUUCGUCCACCAUGCCACCUUCUGCGUCAACUCGCUGGCCCACUAUCUCGGUGAUCACAGCUUCGAUGACAAGCACACCCCUCGCGAUCACUUCGUCACUGCCCUCGUCACCCUUGGUGAGGGCUAUCACAACUUCCACCACGAGUUCCCCUCCGACUACAGAAACGCCAUCAAGUUCUGGCAAUAUGACCCCACCAAGUGGGUCAUCUUUGUGAGCUCCCUCGUUGGCCUGACCUACAACCUGAAGAUGUUCCCCGAGAACGAGAUCCAGAAGGGCCGUCUCCAGAUGCAGGAGAAGGUCAUCGCCGCCGCCAAGAAGAGACUCAACUGGGGUGUCCCUGUCGAGCAGCUCCCCUCUCUCUCUUGGGACGAAUUCCAAAGCGAAGUCCAGGCUGGCAAACCCCUCCUGAUCAUCGACCACGUUGUCUACAACGUCGACAAGUUCAUGGACGACCAUCCCGGUGGCAAGGGCUUCCUCAAGGCGUCGAUCGGCCGCGAUGUGACCCAGUCGUUCAACGGCGGCAUCUAUGACCACUCGAAUGCCUCCCGCAACCUCAGCUCGAGCAUGCGUUACGCCAAGCUUGAGGGACCCAUCCCCGAGAGCUUCAUCGCCCGAGAGGAGUAGAACCAGACUGACUACGAUCAAAUGGGUCUCUAUCGAAGCCAACAUUUCUUGAUGGCAUCUGGAUUCUCCGUUUGCUCGGUCGCUGCAAAACCCCUCCCCUCCUGCUGGAGAGAGCGGCAUCCUCCUCCACCCGCCAUCCUCUUCCUUUUUUGCUAUCCAUAAUAUACUCCUACCAAGAGCACCAUCACCAACUUGCGCUGCAGCCGCUGCAGUUGCUGGCCCGUGGUUGUUCCUCCAACAGACUCUCCCGUUUGAAUCCUCAUUCCUUUCCUAACACGAUGUUCUAUUCAUCUCAU
This is a messenger RNA of Polychytrium aggregatum, 1638 nucleotides long. RefSeq lists its product as uncharacterized. Gene Ontology annotation, cellular component: endoplasmic reticulum membrane. Gene Ontology annotation, biological process: unsaturated fatty acid biosynthetic process. The transcript is spliced from 4 exons. Gene Ontology annotation, molecular function: stearoyl-CoA 9-desaturase activity; iron ion binding; heme binding. The record is from RefSeq and is a predicted model, not a curated record. Bases 113 to 1342 code for a protein of 409 amino acids. NCBI's taxonomy places the organism in Eukaryota, Fungi, Chytridiomycota, Chytridiomycetes, Polychytriales.